UUGGAGAAAUGCCAUGAAUCUGCUAAACUUACACAGUACUGGAUACCCAAGGAAGGCGAAUACGAUUUAGGCAGCAACGGCCAACCAAUCAAGUUGACAGGCGCCAAAGUCAAGGCGCUUAAAACAAACGAGGGUAAGCUCAUCGCCAAGGUAGCGCCCAACACCUACACCGCGUUCCAAAUGGAAGGCAGCGGGCUACUUCAAGACGGUCGCUUGAUCAACUUGGCUGAACACAAGAACGCUUUCAUGGUGCUCGAUCGUUCCAAGACGCCCUUCGGUAUCGGCCCCCAUGGUCAAUCGUUGGUUCCGUGGAUCAGUGUUGCCGCGAACGAUAUUGACAUUGGCACCCAUUUGUACAUUAAGCAACUGGACGGCGUCACCUUACCAAAUGGUUUAAAGCACAAUGGUUGUGUUCGCGUGGACGAUGAAGGUUGGAGUUUCAACGGCUGCCAUAUCGACUUUUUUGUUUUACAAUACAAGGCCUUUGAAGAAUUAGUCGAUAUUUUGCCCGAAACAGUAUCCGUCGUCGAAAAACAGUGUACCCUC
Molecule: messenger RNA, 546 nt
Organism: Mycotypha africana
Lineage: Eukaryota; Fungi; Mucoromycota; Mucoromycetes; Mucorales; Mycotyphaceae
Exons: 1
Source: RefSeq, a predicted model, not a curated record